AUGAAUGCUAAAUUUGAAGCGCGGCUCCGCAAUCUGCUCCCCAGGCCUAGCGCGCCGCCAUCGGCGGUGCAUUGCGCUCGGCCUGGCAGCGGGCGAGCGGCAGGCCGCUGCGUGCCGGGGGGGCGGGGCCCGCUGGCGCGCGGGGCCUUAGCGCCUGGCGCCCCGCCUCCCGGGGCGGCCGCCGCGCGUCCGCCUUUCGGCGGCCCUUGGGCCGGGGGCGGCGGUGUCGGAGGGACGCUCGGCUGCGGCGCCGGCGCCGCUGGGCACGCCUCGCGAGCCCGCGCAGGGCCGCUGAGCGGCUGCUGCGGAGAGCGGCGCUGUGGAGAGCGGCGCUGCGGGAGAGCCGGCGCUGAGGAGAGCGGCGCUGCGGGAGAGCCGGCGCUGUGGAGAGCGGCGCUGUGGAGAGCCGGCGCUGUGGAGAGCCGGCGCUGUGGAGAGCGGCGCUGUGGAGAGCCGGCGCUGCGGAGAGGCGGCGCUGAGGAGAGCGGCGCUGCGGAGAGCCGGCGCUGUGGAGAGCGGCGCUGCGGGAGAGCCGGCGCUGCGGAGAGCCGGCGCUGCGGGAGAGGCGGCGUGGGCCGGGCGGAAGAAGGCGCGGGAGAGCGCAGCCCCCGGCCGGCGGCCUGUCCGCGGCGCGAUCGGGAGCGCUGCAGGGCUCCGCGCUUAUCUCAAGUUCUCAUUUACGUCGGCAAGCGGACGUGGCAUUUAAAUAGUAAAAGUGUAUAGCAGUAGUCCCAUUUCUUAAACCGUUCCCGUGAA
Aquila chrysaetos chrysaetos is the source of this 756-nucleotide messenger RNA. RefSeq names its product spidroin-1-like. The record is from RefSeq and is a predicted model, not a curated record. The coding region runs from base 1 to 723 and encodes 240 amino acids. The transcript has 4 exons. Lineage: Eukaryota; Metazoa; Chordata; Aves; Accipitriformes; Accipitridae.